This is a messenger RNA of Lymnaea stagnalis (great pond snail), 16429 nucleotides long. The record is from the annotation of a GenBank genome assembly. NCBI's taxonomy places the organism in Eukaryota, Metazoa, Mollusca, Gastropoda, Lymnaeidae.
CUGUAAUGAAAGGUGUUGACACAUGUGGUGAUUUUUCUUUAGCUGGAAGUUGUAUUAACUGUAGUGUCGAAAUGGUUCAUCCAAAGAUACUCACCGUUUUCGUCAGUUUGAUAGUUACCUCGGCACAGAAAAGUAUGAUACACCGUGAAAGAUGUAUUUCUUGUUUGUUUAAACAGUUAUAAAAUCUCAUUAUUGAGUGUUUUCAAAAAUAGUUUUCUGAAAGUUUAAAAAACUUAAUAAAAAUUCGGAUGUUGUUGAUUCUUGAUGUAAAAGGAGAACCAUAACUAUGGAAGAACUGAACAAUAGGUUUUAAAUACGCUGUGUCCCGUCUAGGCUCUACAACGUACAUCAACUGAAUACGUUAAAAAUUUCGACCAACCAUAUUCACUGUUUAUUUGAUUCAAAAUAUUCACUCUUGCGGGGUAAGGCCUGGAUUCUUAUGACCAAGGCUAGUUUUUCUAAGUGUCAUCAAACGGGUGUCGCGAUAAAAUAGAUUAUUGACACAGGUCUCAUGACUUGACCCAUCAACCCCCACCUACUCACUAGGGCAUCCGACGAGCCGUUAUUUCACCCUUUCGCUGGCAUAGUUACAGGGUCGACAGUUCGGGUCCCUACGUGAGUCUAGUCGAUUUCGUUGGCUACCGGUUGGACAAUUUUCCAUUCUCAUUUAUUGUGCUCUUGGCUUUGUUCGUUUCGCGCCAGUUUCCACCACAGAUCGCUCUUAUGAGGUCGCGGUAUACUUUAGCAGAGCUUUCGAAUCAUGUUACCUGCCACCCAGCCUUUGGGCCACACCUGAAGGAAGUGGUCUCUGAGUCAAGUUGGGUCAUGGGCGUGUCGUGUUGCCGCUGAGCUGACCUUCUCCAGCCUUCUUGUUCGGACUCAUAACAACGUGGCCCUAGGGAUCCACUGCAGCUUUAACUUUUGUACCUUGUGCAUUGAUGUCUUCUACUAUUGGAAGUUAGGAUUUUUGAAUGGCAUAAGGCGACAGAUUUGUAUCAAUAAAUUAUAAUAUUGGAAUGAUAUAAAUUUCACUUCGGCGACGGCAGUUGUAGCUACUGUGACUCACAAAUGCAGUCCCUUAACUUUACAAAGCAUAAAACAACUCUUAAGAAAUAAGUGUUUGUUUGUUUUUAAAUAAUUUUUUUAUAUUAAUUUUUAAUAUUCUAUUAUUUUAAAUUAAUAUUCUAAGGACUCACACGCUUUACACUGCAGAUUUUUUUUAACCGUUUCAGAAAAGCAAAGAAAAAAUAUACGCACCUAAAGCAGUUGCGUUCUUUUUUUUAAAAAAAAAGAAUCUCAUUUAGCGCAGUUAUAUGGGAUUUUAUUUCGCGAAAUCAAUGUCAUUAUAUUUCCUUUUAUCUUCCACUCCAAAAUCAGGAUAAACCGAUUAUUUUUUAGUGCUGGUAUUUUGAAAAAAAAAUAUGUCGUCAUCGUCAACGCGUCUGUCUGCCAACUUACAGCAAGAUAGGUUGACGGGAAGUGGUUCAAAUAGCCGUCGGAAUAAAAAAAAUAAAAAAAUUCCAGCAAUUCACCCAGGAGCCAAAGCGAAGUUAAUAUUAAGGAUUUAGAAAAUGACUAAUAUGGUUUUUUUACAAUUUCUGUCAUAAUCCCAAGCAACCUUAAAUAUAAAUUUGCUGUCUAAUUCUGAUUUUUUUUUUUUUUUAACAUUUAAAUUUAAUAAAAACAUUUUAAAGUGAACAAAAACAUAUCAAACUUAUUCAUAUGAAUGAGGUUAAAACUUACUUACUGUCAUAUUUGUAAAAAAAAAAGUGUGUUCACAAAGACAGUUAUUUCAUUUAUAUUUUUAUUUUUAAACACCCAGGUUUCCCAGCUUGCAGACGCACCAUCUGUGUGAUUAAAACAGUGUACGCACAAAGUGAUAUACCGCUCCUGUUUCAUCCGACACAAGUUGAUCCAACUCUCUGUAGCCACGUAUUUUUGAAAGGGGUGACACUUGAUGGCAACAAGCUGAAGGAGCCGUGGAGCAAUGGCAAGGAACAGUUGUAAGAUAUCUUGAUAUUCCAAAUAUUUUACAAUGAACUUUGGUGUUGGUUUUGUGUUGGUUUCUUUUUUGUUGGUUUUUUUUUUUUUUUUUUGGUUUUUUUAAAUGUUUUUUUUUUUUUUUUUUUUUUUUGUUUUGUUUUUGUUUUUUUUUUUUUUUUUUUUUUUUUUUUUUUUUGGUUUUUUUAAAUGUUUUUUUUUUUUUCUAUUUAUGAUAAUGUCAGACAUCGUUGGGUGCGUUCGGACUUCUUGGUGGAUAACUCAGAGUCAUAAGUUGACCGCUUUUAAACUGACUGUAGCAACAUUUUUAACGGUUACAAACAAAUAAACAGAGUCUUUAAAAAAAAAAUAAAAAUAAUAAAAGUUAUUUAGCUAAGACAACAAAACAUCCAAGAAAGAGUAAUGAGCUUCAUACGAAAAAAAAUAUUGUUUAAAAAAUAACAAUUCUCUAGGUAACAAUUAAUGCCACUAAAUAAAAUCAGGAUGAAAAACCACUAAAACAAAUUAUUUUUUUAAAAAUAACUUUAUAAAAUUUAAUUUCGAGCAAUAGGGAAAUAGGGGGGGGGGUUGCUUUGAGGUGAUGAAAAUUUGACAAAGCAUACAUACAAGCAAGUCACAUUAUUAUAGUCGCAAAUAGUGCUACCGAUCCAAGGAUACCAACCACACAAUUUUAUCAGGCCCCUCUAUAACAGGCAAAAGUUAAUAGGUACAAUUAUACAAUGGGCCCCCCGUCGGGCUCCUCUAUCGUUGUAAAUGUACCAUAGUUAUGACAGUUAAUUUAGUUGUAUAAUUUUUCGCAUCGAUAUCGUACCGGGAUCAGGAUCCCACUGGUAUACUACCGGGAUCGGAAUUCUGAUCUUAUGCAUUUCCCUUGUUUCAUAUAACACUCAAGUGGGCGAUAGCUAGUCCGAUGCUAUGAGAUAUAUGAUGGCUAGAGCAAACCAUUCAUAAUUCAAACAUAUUCUUGAGCAUUCGAAUAAUCUCCACACUCUCACUUCCUGUUCCUCUGCGCAUGACAUUCCAAAACCAAACUUUAUGUUUAUACUAAAAUGCUAAACAAUUCCUUAUUGUAGUUAUCGAGUUGUUAAACUCGUUAAUUCUAAAAUUCACUCAUACGAAACACCGUAACUACAACCACAACAAUAAACACUUGAUCAGGCAUGCCCAAAAACGUCACCAACGUAAAAUAUUAUAGGAAGAGAAACGCAACUAAUCUCAACACCAAAUACUCUCACUAAAAAAAAUGAAGUAACCACGCUCGCAACAGUGAUUCUCAUACCAAUUGAAAACGUGGGGAAAAAAAAAACUCGAGCUGAACAAUGAAAAUCAAGAAGUUGAGUAAAACGAUUUGAAGAAAUGUAUUCACGGUUAAAUUUUUUGCCCCUCUAAGAACCCUACAAUUCAAUUAAUCUUUAAAAGAUAUAUAUUAUACAAUUUCUGAAUUGUGUUUCUUCGCAAGGUACCAAGACUUGAGAGAGUUGAAAAAGAAAAACGAAAAACUCAAAUUGCUGCUCACUGUUGGUGACAGUGACGUCCGCGGCGCACCAUUUUCCAAGAUGGCGGCCACUCGGUCGCGUCGCAAAGAAUUUAUAUCUUUCCUAAUCCCAUUUUUACGUGAACGUGGCUUUGAUGGCGUGGAUUUAUUCUGGUACUUUCCGACAUACUUCGAAGGCGACGCGUCGGAUAAGGACAGAUACACGGACUUGCUUGAGGUGAAUUCAAGUUUUGUAUGCUCUACAGAAGCGUUUCUCGAACUUUAAAGCUUGGUGGCCCGGUGGACAAGUUUUCAAUGUCACCCGUGGACUGUUGUCAGAUUGAUUGAUUAGUGUUCUUUUCAUUUGACCAUAAAUAUCUCAUAACACAUUUUUUUUUUUUUAAAAAUCCGAAUUCAACCAGUGCGAUAGGACUCAUUUUAACUAUCACCAUUUAAUCCUAGACGUUGUAUGUUUUGUUAAGUUGUGUUGAGAAAAAAAACAACUCACAGUUCACUAGCGCUUUGUUUUUUGCGCUUAAGGGAGCUACCUUUGUGGGGCAUAAACAGCUUGGUUCUAGAUCGUCGGCCAGCUGACGCCAUUUCCUACAAUUUCAAAAAUGUAAUUUACAAAAGGGUGGGAUAGUGUUAAUUUUUUAAACGCCUUUUUGUAGUUCUCUUUUAAUCCUCCUAGUAGAAAUGAAUUGAGUAUUAUAAUUGUUUGCAAGUUAAAUAACUUCCGUAAAUGGCUUGAUGUUCGACUCACGUAAAGUGCAAAUGUUGGCUGUUUAACGAGGUAAAAAUGUUUCCUAUAUUUUGGGGCCGGGGGUCGGCGUUCAACUUUUCCCUAUGUAAGCUGUAUGAAUAUUAAUUUUCUUAGAAAUCGCUAUGGGUUCUAAGUGAAUUGAUGGAUCUUGGCCAGGGCUCGGCAACCUUUUGAGACGGAAAGGCCAAAAGUUACAAUUUACAAAAUUUCCCAGUUUUUUAAAAGCCACUUACAUUUUUAUUUCAAUAUAAUUAUUAAUAUUUGCGCAUGGAACUGGAGAGCCGCAUCUUGGCAUCAAAUGAGCCGCAUGCGGCUCGCGAGACGCAGGUUUCCGACCCCAGAUCUAGGCCGAUCUUUUUAGCAGUACCCUGCAUAGUCCGUAGGCCAAUAUCGGUCGAUUUAAAAUGAAUAAUAUCCAAUCAAUAGAGGGCAUGUCUCAAAUUUUCCAGAAGUUUGAUUAUUUUAAAGAGCUGUAAAUAAAACUGUAUCUUAUAGAAUGGGGCCACCACGACAAACCUCCUUUUAACGUAAAUCAAAAAUGGCAAGAGAUAUAGCAUUAAGUUUUUAAAAAGUUUUUUUGGAUUUGAAGAAAGCCAAUUCGAAAAGACAUUUUUCAUACGUUUUCAAUGACUUUUUUAAAAAAAUUUAAAGUAGAAUGUUCAGGGGGAUAUAUAAUGGAAUCUAAAAUCUUAUUUGAGUGUUAACACAACGUAAAGUAAUUACGAGUUUAAAAUACUCAAACUGGAGUGGUUGAAAAUGUUUUGAAAAUUAUUUAUUUGUGUAUUUGUUGAUAUCCCAUGAGAAAAGUUGGAGUACCGGUAGAAAAUAGUUUAUUGAAUAGAAUUAUUGACGCUGAUGUAGACCCUGGCCUUCAGCGUGGUGACUUUAUAAGGCUGCGCAAAGACCUUUUUAAAAACGGUGCAUAUUCGCUAUAACUUCCUUUACUAUAAUUUUCAUUUAAUCUCCACGCAAUCAUUAUACCUUCCAUUUGGAUCUACAUAUUCCCUAUAACUUUCUUUACUAUCUACACAUUCGCUAUAACUUCCAUUACUAUCUUCACAUUCGCUUUAUUUUUUUUUUUACUAUCUACACAUUAAUUAUAACUUCCAUUACUAUCAACACAUUUGCUAAGACUUUUAUUACUAUGCAAACACUCGCUAUAACUCCCAUUAUUAUCUACACAUUCACUUUAACUUCCAUUAUUUUUUUUCUCUCCCCUUUACACAAUUUCUUUAAUCAAUAACCUUGACCCUCUCUCACCUUCUUCAUUAGGAGUUGAAGAGAGCCUUUAGGGAGGAAACUUUGACUGGCGAUCGCCAGAAAUUAUUAUUAUCGGCCUGGGGUCACAAGGAAUUUAAGGCAAUUGAUCGUGGGUUCGAUGUCACGGCCUUUGCAAGGUACUCAACUUCUAAUUUAACAUAAGACUCACAACAGCUUUUCCCAAAACGUUUUUCUCUUGGCCCGGUUAUUAUUUUUAUUUGUUCUCGGUGACCCAUUUACAUCUUUUAAGAUAAGAUCAGAUAAGAUUCUUUUAUGGAUCCAGAUAUAUGGAAUUUUUUUUUUAAUUUUUUUUUCGGGGGGAGGGGGGGGGGCUUACAAUUUGCAAAUUCAUUUUCAGCACAUAAAAGAAUACAUAUUUUACCCAAGACAACAUUUUACUAUAAUUUUUAUAUAAUAUAAUUUUUUUUUUUGUUUUUGGGGGGGGGGGGGGGGGGGGGGGGCUUACAAUUUGCAAAUUCAUUUUCAGCACAUAAAAGAAUACAUAUUUUACCCAAGACAACAUUUUACUAUAAUUAUUAUAUAAUAUAACUAUAUAGCAUUAAUUAUUAUUAUUAUAGCAAUUUAAAAAACAAGACCUCUAAAGUAUUGUUGUAGCAUAGAUAUCAGCUAUCAAUAAACUCCCUGUCAUCAAUACCGAUGUUGCAAAUGGUCUGUCAGCUAAGUAUGAUGAUUCCUAUCCAUCUCUUAUUCUCUGGCAAUAUUUAUUCUAUAAACUUGAGCUCGGGAAGUUGAAAUGGACUUGGACGUCAAUUGACAUUUCUUGACCAAUUGUCAAAAGUGAAACUUUAAAACCGAUUUUAUACAGCUUCAAAAUAAUAACAAAUUCAUUUACCCUACACACAAUUCAAAAUAAUAACAAAUUCAUUUACCCUACACACAAUUCAAAAUAAUAACAAAUUCAUUUACCCUACACACCAUUCAAAAUAAUAACAAAUUCAUUUACCCUACACACAAUUCAAAAUAAUAACAAAUUCAUUUACCCUACACACAAUUCAAAAUAAUAACAAAUUCAUUUACCCUACACACAAUUCAAAAUAAUAACAAAUUCAUUUACCCUACACACAAUUCAAAAUAAUAACAAAUUCAUUUACCCUACACACAAUUCAAAAUAAUAAAUAAAAUUAUUCGUUUUUAAAUAGAGAUAAUGAUAAAAGAUUGAAAGGUAGCAAUUGUUUUGGUGUCCCUAAACAGGGUGGUCCACGAAGGUAGACUCAUGGAUGACUUUAAAGUGGAAACUGCAGUCAGACAAGGAUGUCUCUUGUCCCCCUUCCUAAUCACCCUCGCCAUUGACGAUGUAAUGAAAACAUCCAGGGACAAAAAAAAAGGAAUGAAUGGGAUACAGUGGACACUCUGGGAACAACUGAAUGACCUAGACUUUGUGGAUUACUUUGCACUUCUGUCCCACAGCCAGCACCAAAUGCAGGAAAAGUCGAAAGACGUAAGCAAUAUACCAGCACAGUUCGGACUCAAUAUAAAUGAAAGCAAGACGAAGAUGAUGAAGGUAAACUCAGCCAACCAAGAGCAUAUCUCUCUGGCAGGAAAGGCACUGGAAGAAGUGGAGUCCUUCACAUACUCAGGGGCGGCACCAUCACCAUGGCGGAUCCGAGGCGGAAGUAUUGGCCGGGAGUGGAAAAGCUAGAUCAGCAUUUGUGCUAUUAAAGAAAAUAUGGGAGUCGAAGGAGCUUAAGCUGCAAACCUAAGUCAGAAUCUUUAACACAGAUGUCAAAACAGUUCUCUUAUACGGAGCAGAAACUUGGAAAACAAUAGUUAGCAUUACGCAGAAAGUACAGACCUUCAUAAACACAUGCCUUAGAAUGAUCCUAAAAUCAAAUGACCAAAUACCAUCACUAAAAAGGAUUUACUAGAAAGUACUUACCAGGUGCCCAGUGAUGAAGACGUUAUAAGGGGAGAAGAUGGAGGUGGAUAGGGCAUACUCUCCUAAAACCCCCACAAAUUAGCACCAGACAAUCCCUAAUAUCUCCACAAGACAACUACGUUCUUCCAUUGACAGUAGAACCCUCUCAAUCCCAAGAACUAAAACUAAGACCAUCGGUGAACGCUCCUUGACGAAGGUACCCGGGUGCAAGACCUUGGUCGAGGGGAAGGUAUAUGCUCAUAGUGAAACCUCGUCCAUUUUCAAAAAGUCCCUUAAAACUCAUCUGUUUAGGUCCGCCUAUGACCUGUGAUGCACCUUCCUUGCCCUACCUCAUUUUCUGUUUCGGGUUGAUCCUGAAGUGUCAAAGUGUCCUCGUUUUAUAGCCAUUUUCAUUGUUUCUAUAGAAUAGUAGUUACUAUCCUAGUGUCUCAUUUGUAUUUACUUAGUUUACAUGUUUUAAUAAUUGUAAAGCGCUUAGAGCUUUAUGAUAAGCGCUAUAUAAAAAUGCCUAAAUAAAUAAAAAAAUAUGGAAUUCACGGGGUAAAAGAAAAAGAUGAAAGCCAAAGAAUACAUGGAGACGCGAGCUAGAGGCAGACACGCAAAAUAUGGCAUACACCUGGACGCAUGUGGAAGAUGCCCCAUGCCCCAGACGGGGUAAAAAGGGCAUAAAAAGAAGAAGAAACAACAAGUCUUAGUGUCGAAAUAAAUCGCCCAGCCAGGUAGUUGGUAUCAAACAAGAAGACCACACAAGCAAAAUUAUAACACAGAAACAAUAACAAAUUUAUCACCAAGGAUUCUCUUAGAUAUAUUUGAGAAAAACUGGAGUUUUUUUUAUUUGUAAGUUUUUACGUUCGCACAAAUGAUUUAUUCCAGGCAUGUCGAUAUGAUUACAAUAGCUACCUUUGACUAUUCGGGCAAUAUGGAUCAACCAAUAGGCCAUCAUACCCCCGUGAAAUCAUUCAAAGGGAACAAUAUUGUAAGUCACAAAUUCUUUUCAAACUAUUAAAUAACGAGGUCCGGAUUUCUAGUUCAUAUCAUUUUAUGUUUUUACGAUUUUCGUGAUCUUUUCUAUACGUAACUUAACAUUUUUUUUUACUUUUAACCACAACACAAGCUUUCUAAUACCUUAUGAACACGAACACCUAAUGUUGUGUGUUAAAAAAAGUGAGAAUUGUGUUAUAUGAUGGUUGUUUUAUCAAGAUGGAGAUGAUGGCGCAACGUGGUGGUUGUACGGUAAAGAUCAUAAGAGUUGUGUGACAAGAUGGUUGUGUGAUCAAUUUGAUGAGGACAUAAUGGUUUUGUGUCAUUAAGAUGGUAAGAGCUGUGUGACAUGAUGGUUGUGUAAUCAAGUUGCGAUGGGUUGCGCCUGGAUGACUGUGUCAUCCCAGCACUUCAUUAGAGGUAAUCCUACGACCAAAGCAUAAAUGUCUGACCUGUUUGAAAAAAUUUGACCUUUUUGGUCAGCAAAUACAUUUUUAUUGAAGUUAAAAUAUACUUAUAUAUUCGUCUUGUAUGAAAAAAAAAUAUGUAUGUGAUGUCUUUGUACUCAGCAAGAAGUGAAGUGUUGGUUCCAUCAAAAGGUGAGAAUCAAGCAGAUAGUGUUAAAAUGUGCAUCGCUGUCGAGACAUCCCAGCAGAAAUUAUCAAUGGUUGAUAGUGAGGGCUCAAAUUUAAUACACGGCCGUAAAGAUGGAGCUUAAUAUUGCCAUGACUAAGGUUUUGUUUACCAAUCAGAUUUUGAUGACACUAGACAAAAUAAAAUCAUGUAAGGAACCUAGGUUUCGCUCCUUUCGGCUAAGGUUAAUACAUUGGCUCCCGAAACUCAAGUCUUGGGCGUGCGAAUUAACAUGUAUAGCAGAACCCAAUACGCACAGCUUUGGAUUAUUUCUAGUGUCUUUGGUAUAACAUUGCUUACAAAAUGUUGAGCUUCUGUUCGGGUUUGUUUGUUUGAUCAGAACAUCAGACUUCAAUCUCAUCCAGCUUUGCAUUUUUUUUUUAAAGUUAUUUCAGAUGAAACGGAUGUAUACCCGAUGGUCGACAUCAACUGUAACACUUCUUCUUGCACUAUGUGUAACUGAUGUGUAACACCAACUGUAACACAUCUUCUAGCACUAUGUGUAAAUGAUGUGUAACAGCAACUGUAACACUUCUUGCUCUAUGUGUAACUGAUGUGUAACACCAACUGUGACACUUCUUCUUGCACUAUGUGUAAAUGAUGUGUAACACCAACUAUAUCACUUCUUCUUGCAUUAUGUGUAACUGAUGUGUAAAACCAACUGUAACACUUCUUCAAAUAUGUGUAGCUGAUGUGUAACACCAACUGUAACACAUCUUCUUGCACUAUGUGUAAAUGAUGUUUAACACCAACUGUAACACUUCUUCUUGCACCAUGUGUAACUGAUGGGUAACGCCAACUGUAACACUUCUUCUUGUACACUUUGUAACUGAUGUGUAAUACCAACUGUAACACUUCUUCUUGCACUAUAUGUGACUGAUGGGUAACACCAUAUGUAACACUUCUUCUUGCACCAUGUGUGACUGAUGUGUAGCCUGUGCUACUGAUGUAUAGCCUGUGUAACUGAUGUGUAGCCUGUGCUACUGCUGUGUAGCCUGUGUUACUGAUGUGCAGCCUCUGUAACUGAUGUGUAGCCUGUUUCACUGAUGUGUAGCCUGUGCUACUGAUGUGGCCCGACAACGUUCUGACACUAAUCAAUGAUCAAGUACAGGAUCAAGUGAAGGCGCCAGACGGGGCAGAGCAUCUUUCCAUCUCUAUCACUUUAAUCCACAUUAAAGGAUCACAACAUAAAUAAAUAUCCAAAUGGAUUAAUAUAACUGUCAUGAUAGCAUAUCAUUUAUACUCUUUGUAAUACGUACAGCUCAGCGAUUUGCUGCUACUUGAUGUGACGUCACUUGAUCCUAAAAUCUUACAUACGAUCCAAGUGCAGCUCCUCCAUUUAAUAUUAUCUCUCAACUUUCUCUCUCUCUCAUCUCUCUCUCUCUCUCUCGCUCUCUGUCUCUCUCUCUCAUCCUUCUCUCUCUCUCUCUCUCUCUCUCUCUCUCUCUCUCUCUUUCUCUCUAUCUGCGCAUGACAUGGAAAACGUCCUCUUAAUACUUAAAAUAACGAAACAAUCUACUCUUAUACAUAUGGAGCUGUUAUAACAGAUUUUUAAACCAGACAUGUAUUCCCUAUCUGAAAUUUCAGAGAUUUACAUCGAGGAGCUUAUGGUGUUUUAAGUAAUAUCUUUAAGGACGUAAUUCUCUUUCAUAAAUUCUUCCAAUUUCACACAGGAAAAAACUGCACAAUAUUGGGUGGAUAUGGGCAUGCGGAAAUCUAAAAUGAACAUUGCGCUCGCCGCCUAUGGAAGAUUAGUGAACACGUCAUCGGCGAGUGACGUGAAGCUUCAUGAAAGUAUUGCGGUAGGCCUACCCAAGAUUGGGAACACGAUGAAAACCCCAGGCGGUUUAACUUCUUAUGAGGUAAACUAUUAAAAAUACUGCAGGCUUUCUUUCAGUUUUAUCUCCAGGGGGAGGGGGGCACUGCCCCCCCCCGUGAAAGCCAAUUGCCCCCCAGGAGCAAAAAUAUGUCCAACAAUUAACCAACUGGCACUGCCCCUCCGGAAAGUCUGAAAUGCCCCCCCCUCCCCCCCGGGGGGAAAAUUUCUCAAAGAAACACUGACUGGUAUUUUAUAAAGCUUUUAUUUAACAUUGUUGUUCAGAGCCAAAUUGCCUAUUGCCCCUGACACCUUCCGAAUAUCCCAGACAGAUUUCUUAAACAUCUAAAAAUCUAGCGUACCACUUUUGUAUAUAAAGUUUUAAUUAUUAGAUAUUUAUUACCGUGAAUUUUUUUUCUUGUAUUAAGAUGGAAUUAUUGAAUAUCAUGCGCAGAUGGGAGGAAGAAAGUUAAGGAUGAGAUUGGACAUAGUUAAACUAAAGGGGUUUGUAUGGUGAAUUUUGUUUUUGCUUGUUUUGAGGUUACAUCAACUUGAAUCGGAACAGCCAUCGUUCAUCUCUUUAGAUUAUGAAGUAUAUGAGAUCAUGACAAUUGUUUUCUUCUAUUGGAUAUCUUAUUUUAUAGCGUGAAUCUUUGUGUCGACGUAAAUAAAAGUUAAUUGGGGAUUGAAAUCCUUUUGAUUUAUCUCGUGCUUUCAUAGCAGUUUAUCAUAUUAAUAAUUGAGAAGUAUUGGACACUGGUCAAGACACAGCUGUGACACAGGUUAUAUACAAGUUAUAAGUAACACGAAGAGGAGAAGUGUCGCACAUGGUGUCAGAACAAAACUAAGGGGCAUAAAGCCUACAAAAGUGCUGGAAGCCAUCAAACUCAAAUGUUCACUGAGGUCAAGUUUUAGGAGUAACACUUUAACCAAGCUAUAAAUAGACAGUGCCAAGCAAGUAAUCACGAUGGAGCACCGUGUAAACCUACAUUAGCAUGUGUUGUGUGUAGUAACUUCCAGUUAACGGAUAUCUUUUAUUGGAACAAAAGAAGUGAUUUACUUAAGAUCCACUCUUUCGGCAGUACUGUAGACCAGAAAGACCGUGAAAUUAUUUCAGACUAGACUUAAUUUGAUUAAGUUAUAUUAUAUUUUAUCUUUUUCUGCUGGUAUUGAAAUACUAUGGCCGAAAGGAAGAAGAUUACAGGACCAUGUUUCACACUACUAGGAUUGAUAGAAAUUCAGAUCCUCAUACCACGGUUUUUACAAUAAAAGUUAACGUAAACAAAUGGUUAGAGCAAACUAAAAUUAACUCUAAAAGACCAAAAGCUCUGAUGGAUAAAUCUAUUGUUGACAAAAGGACUUAGACAUGCAUCAGAGCCAUUGUUUGUCUUCUUAAUUAAAAAAGACAAAAAAAAUUAGAAUAGAAAAAUGUUUAGCAGAUGCAAUCUGCACUUUUAAGGAUGCGCAUGUUCAUAAAGUUCUGGACAAAAGACCAAAAUCAGCCGCAGCCAUAGACAGCAGCAGAAAUAGUAAGAUAUCAUGGAGAAACCCACGUGACACAAGAUUGACUAGUCUUCCUGCAAAUUGGCAGAACAAUCACUUUAAACAAAGCACAAGUUAUGAAUCGCAUAAUGCAUGUUUCCACUGUGGCAGAAAUGUUCACAGGAAAGCAGAAUGUAGAGUAUUACAAAGAGAAUUAGGCAACUAUAGAAAAUUAUAGACAAGGCAGAAAUUCACCAAAAAGUAGCCCCACCAGAAAUAAUUAUAGGAAACAGUCGAUUUAGAAGUAGACAAGACAAAUAACUGUCCGGAAAACUUGAGGAAAAGUGUUACUAAAUAUAAUUUAUAUUUUUAUUUAUUUUUCAAAACAUAAUCUGCACAAGCUUACUUUGCAUAAUGCAUACUAUGAGUAAAAAAUAGAUAUUUAUUUUUAUUUUUUUAUGUGUCUUUGAUAGAAAGUCUGUAUUUUUUAAUUAAUAUUUUUAAUUUCUGUUCUAUUUUUAUUAUUUAAAAUUGAAAUUUUGAAAUUAUCGACAAAAAUAAAAGAAGAAUUAUUUACUUUUUGUAAAUAACGAAUGCUUGCACAGUUCCUGUUGGAGUGACACAACAUCGACACAGGAAUAAAAUUUAAAAAUAAUGGAAUUUAAAUGCUGCAUCGUUUUAAGACCCUUGUAGCGAGCCGUCCGUGGUUCAGAACGUGAUUGCCUACUGCCCCCCUGACACCUUCCGAACCCCCACAGCUGUCAUCUGAGCUCCCCCAUCCCAUCCUUAUCCGUCGUUCUAUGUACGAGGCAGACGCGAUCAAUGCCACAAAGUAACAAAUCCGUGGAUUUGGGAGUAGACCAAAAAAAAAAUUAAAAAAUCUUUAAAAUGGUAGAUUAGAGGAAGUCGUUUCUUUAAAUUAAGGUGCAUUCUGGUCUUUAAAAAAAAGUAUUCCGUUUUAUUGAACACUAUGUAAUAAUAGAUUAGGUUUUUAUUUUCUCCGCCCCCAAUAGGCUAACGAGGGAUGUACUAUAUAAUAGUUUAAAUAAACCAUCUUUGAAAAACAUUAGUUGUGUUUUUUGGUGGUUUUUUUUCCUAUUAAUAUUUCCUCCUUGAACAUUUUAUUUUUAAAAUUGUAACUGACAUGAUUACAAUUUACAACUACAAUUUGUCAUCUCCAAACUUAUGUGGAAGUUACGCGUAUAAAAAAUUUCAAAAAUUAGUUUUUGGCGCAAAUAAAAAAAUGAUCUUAAGAAACGCAUUGCUGAUGUCUUUUGGUGUAUUAUUAUUUGCAGAUAUGCGCUUGGAGUAAAAAUAGAGGCAAAGUUUAUUGGGACUCCUUGGCUCGUGCACCAUAUCAUAUAGUGGAUAACUACUUUUUGUCUUAUGACAACGUGGAGAGCUUCAAGGAAAAGGUAAUCAUUAAAAAAAAAACACAUGUGCAAAGUCUUCAAAUAGCGCCCCUUUAAUUUCUUCAAUAAAUGACAUAGAAUUAAUAUAUGAUACAUUUGUAAAAAUAAAACAUUGUUUGUAUACAAUAAAAUGGUGCCAGGACUGUCUCCACUGCUGAAUAAAGCCACGUAGGGACCCAUGCGCAGGUUUUGACUCUCAGAGGCAAUACUCAGGGGAGUGGGCAAAUGAGGGAAACCAUCAAGGUCAAGAAUUGUAUCAGGAUAUACCAGUGCUUCUCCUUGUCAUAUUUCCUCCCCCCCCCCCCAAUUCCCCCUCAGAAAGUUGUCCAUAUCCUUCUAUCUAAGCUCAUGUCUAAGGUAUAUUUUUUUUCACAUCAUUGUUCUGUUGCAUAAUCACUGACCCAGCAACCUGACGUUAACAUUUAAUAUUAUACAACGCUGCUAUUAAUAGUUAUUUAAAGCAGAGAAACAUUCUUAAAAUCCUAGUUUUGAUGAUUACCGUUUGUGAAAACGUUAACGAAUUUUGUUGGUUCUCCUUAUUUUGUUUUCUCCCCUUAACGUCAUAACUAACUAUGUAUGAGGAUACCCAAAACUACUCCACAUUACUCACAUGCACGCAAGUUCAAGAUACAAACAAUUCGACAAGCUAACACCCCAAAAAUAAAAGUCGAUAUCUUGCCGCGUGGCCCCUAGGCACACAACUCACUUGCCGCUCGGUUAAUCCGGCAUUUUACUUGAUAGGAGAUGGUGUGGAGCAGAAAUUGAGAGAGCCGAUGGCUCCCGGGCAUGAGGAGGAAAUGGCAUAUGGGGGCGGGCGCAUUGAGCCCCACUGCCUCAAUUUUUAGAAAUUAUAUUAAUUCGCAUAUAUGAAUUAGUUUUGAUAAUUCUACUCUCUCUUUAACGGAGAGCUGCAGAUGACAUGGUUUAGGAUAUCUAGAUGUCCUUUGUUGUUUUGUUUGUUUCUUGUGUUUUUUUUUAUAUUAGUUGUAUGUUUGUAUUGGAGUUUUGCAAUAAAAUUUGUAUUUCAAUUAUUUAUUUAUUUUUUUAAAAAUAUUAAUAACUUUUAAAUAUACGGUUUAAUUUUUCAUUUUUUUUAAACAUCAUCUUGUAAUUAUUACGUCAUCUCAAGUAUAAGGACCUGUCCGAUACGCCAUUGCUAAUGGCUGAUUUAACUUUUUAAAUCCUUUAUAUUAACUUCCCUUUUUUUUUUAAUGAUGGUGAAAACUGAUUUUUUGUGGCUUGUGGUGGGUGGAGGGGGUUGGGUGUGAAAAAUUUUAAGAAAUGUGUUGUUACUGGCAACGAGUCUAUUCGCCAAGCUUUAGCCCGAUAGGUUGACUGGGGGUGAGUCCAGUAACCGUCCCAUGAUUAUGUUGCCAGCUGGCUAGCCAGCCACGAACAAAAGCGAAGAAAACAUGCAGAAUUUUUUUUUUAAAAACGAUAUCUUUGCGAAUAAAUGUCAUUCUUUUAAAAAAAAUCAUCGCAGUGCGUUUGGCGCGUAAUGUUUCCUUUAUUUUUUUCUCAAAUAGGUGAAAUAAAUCUACGGUGUAAAAGCGGGUGGGUCGUGAGAAUGUAAUAUGUUUCAGGGGCGGGACUUGGCGUAGAGCACUAAUUGGGAUUCUUAUGACGUGAGUUAACUGAAUGCACGUUUUGCAAUAUAAUCAGCCUGAUCCAAAUGGUCCGAUAUGACAUUUUUAAGAGGAUUCAUACCCCAAAAAAUCUUUGUUUUUGGGGGGAUGUUUAAUUUUAAAUUCUUUACAAUAACAUUUCUUUUGUUCGUUGCUGGUCGACUGGGCGGCUGAGGGGGCAAACUCUGCAUGCUUCAAACUGACCUACUUCUCGUCAACCUAUCGAGCUGAAACUUGGCACAUAUUCUCGUUCCUGAUAAGCCCAUUUUUGAUCAAAUUUGCAACCCCCACCCCAACCCCCCAAAAAUAAGUGUUUUUUUUUUCCUUUUUCUUAAGGACGUAAUGAAUGAAAUAUGAUACCACUGAUGAAAUAAAAUUCCUGAUAUCUGCUCUAAAAGUGAUUCUUGAAAAAAAACGCAUUGCGUUUUCUGCGUUGUAAAUUCUUUUAUUCUAAAAUCUUUGUUGACAAGUUAAUACUAACUAAAUGCGCAGUCUAAAAGCGGAUUCUUAUUCAAAUAUUAAUAUAUGCGGGGGGGGGGGAGUCUUUAUAAUAAUCCCAAUGAGUGCUCCCUAAGACUGUAAACCGCUCCCCUCAACCCCUUGUUCAAGUCUAGUGGAUAUAGUCCUCUACAUACAUUAUUUUUUUAAUAUAAUCUACCAUUUUUGCGCUCCGUUAUUAUAACGUAUGGGGCGUCCAUCCGCCCCUUUCACAUGGCACCAGGCUCGUCGAUCUAUUAUAAAACAACUGGAUUGUAAGAAUUUGCGAACAAAUAAAUUUACAUUUUUGUAUAAGUAAAAGUGUUUUAAAAAUGUGCAAUUCAUUGUGACAAUUUAUUCAAUUUUUUUCAAGAUUCGAUUUGUGCGAACCAAAGGCUAUGGUGGCGUUGCCAUUGUGGAAUUAGGUGAAGAUGAUUUCUUGGGGUAUUUGUGCAACACUGGAAUAUAUCCUUUGGCAAGAACCGUGAAAGCUGAAUGCACUACACCAAUGUACUGAACGGAUCCACGAAAAGGAUGCAGUAAACGAAUGCACAAAUCGAAUGCACUAGAACAUUCUAAUAAAUAAAAAUAUACGCAUUGAAUAUUCC